Molecule: messenger RNA, 4837 nt
Organism: Staurois parvus
Lineage: Eukaryota; Metazoa; Chordata; Amphibia; Anura; Ranidae
Source: the annotation of a GenBank genome assembly
AUGGUUGAAUCAGACGAUGAAUUUACUGAAUUAUGUACCAAGCUCUUGAAGCGGGUUAAAAAGAGCAAGCCAUUGGAGGGUCCGAGUGUUUCCACAGCCAGCACUACAGGCAAGAGCAAGUUAAAAAAGCCCAAACCUUCCAGGACCAAAAGCAAGACAAGUAAUGGGGUCAGUAAGGAGGUGGAACAGAACAUCAAGGCAGGAAAUGGACCAGAGAAGACAAGUAAUGAGGAAGAAGCGGGGAGCACUGUGCAGAUCCACCUGCCCAAUGGGCACACAGAGAAAGAUUGCAGCGGUAAAGAGUCUCAAGAGGAAACAGCUGGACAGCAGGACCAACCUUGUGUGAAAGAUCUUGUCUUGGAAAGGAUGCAGCAGUAUAAGAGGGCACCCCCUGUCCGGAUGAAGCUGAAUAGCUUGGAGACCAAUGGAGAACAGGUCAAAGCAUUUACAGCAGAUGCAGAUGUUCACACCGAUGGGGAUCUUGCGAUGGCUUUGCAACUGGACCUUAAGAAGCAUUCACCUAACUUAGAAGAUGAAGGACUCUUCUUCUGUCAGCUGUGCCAAAAAGACCUGACUGCCAUGAGCAGCGUGCUGCGGGAACAGCAUGUCAACAGGUGUCUGGAUCAGAGUGAAGGUUUACAAGGUAAUUCAGCUGCAUCGGUGGUUCCCUGCUGUCCGUUAUGUGGAAAGCCCUUCACCACAGAGAAAGCCCGUGCCUCUCACCUGAAGCGCUGUGCUGCCAAGCUGGAGGUGCCUGCACAGACGCUAUUGCAAGCUGUGCAGAGACAGGCUACUGAGACGAGCACAGAAGUACCAACAGGGAUAGCCCAUGUAAAGAGGAAAGGGGCACCAAAGCAGAAGGAGCCUUCCAAGAAAAGGAAGAUAGCACAGACUGGAGCAGAUAUGGAAAAUUUGAUGGUUGCAGUGGCGCUUUCACGUUCUUUGCAAGAAGAAAACUUUUCACCAAACCCUGAGUACGCUCAGCCUGCCAGACAGAUCGCUCCAUUAGAAAAGAAAAGUCGUCGGAAAAAGAAGGACAAGCCACCUUCUGUCCUGCUGGUCCAGGCCCCAGAAGAGGCUGUGCAGAAGCUUCAGAAGAGGUUUUCUUUGCUGCUGAGUGAGGAACCUGUAGAGAACAACUUCAUUACACUGCCUGCCAGCCGCUUCUGGAACAUACAGGAGGAAGACAGUGAAACCUGGAGAAUGCGUGCCGGAAAGAAUUGUGUCUUUUGGGAUAUCAGCAACUUGAUGGAGACCAGAGAUACAAUCACCUACUAUACAGCAGCUCUAAAUCCUCCAAUAACUCCAUGGAAGCCUCCCUCAAAGAAGGUGCUAACCUCACAGCCACGUGUGGUUACUCCUAUUACUCCCAAACGUACCUGUAGGAUUGCCAGCAAGCCAAGCACACAGUGACAAAGUUGCUUCUCCUGCCAUCCCCUUUAAAGAUCAGAAGCCACUAUCUGACAGCCAGAAGGACAGACAAGCUUUGCUGGACCUGGCAGAGUUGGCAGGAGAAGGCAUGACACUGACUCAGUGGAACUAUAUACCCAGCAAACCCAGCAACCAAACAGGCCGAGAAUCACCAGUCAGCAUUACAUGUAGUGGAUUCAUUCCUUUAGAAGAUGUAGUGAGCAGAAAAGAGAGCCAGAUUCCUGAUACUAACAAGAACGCAGCCAUUACUCUAAUGGCAGAUUUCAUGGAGAUGGUGAAUAAUCCUCAUCUGAGUGAUGCUCAGCUGCAGACGGACUGUGGGGACGUGCUAAAUGUGCACAUGUUUGUGUUGUAUGCCCGCUGCCCCCUACUUGUUGAGGCGGUACACUCUGAAGGAUUCUAUGUAGAUGAAGCCAGCACAGGUCGUGUGAGACGUUUUCUGCUCAGUGAUGUGUCUGCUGAAGCCGCUCUUGUUUUUCUACAAUUCCUAUACUCUGCCAAGACAGACAUCCCCAGCCACUGCCUACCGCACGUUUGUGAACUGGCUCGUAGAUUUGGAGUGAAAAGUCUCAUAGACACCUGUGAACUUUUAGUGGGCAUACCCCAUGAGUCAGAAGAUGUAGCACCUACAGAAGAAAGAGAGGAGGAGGAUGAUGGAGGCGAGAGAGAAGAAAAUUUCCAGGAGUUAUUGAAGUCCAUGUGGAUGGAUGAGGAUGAAGAUCUACUUUCAGACAAGGAGGUGGCAGAAGGACUUGAGGAAAAAUUUGAUGAUGGACAGAUUGAAGAAGGGGAUUUGGAGGAAAUCUAUGAAUUUGCAGCCACUCAGCAUAGAAAAUCAGAGGAACAGACCACAGAAGCUGAAAGUAGUGGUGAACCUGAAGCUGGAUAUCAAGACAAGGAGUCUGAAGACCUUUCUACUUCAACCAGAAGCCAGGCUGCUAGAGAAGAACAGCCUAUGGAUGUAGUAAAUCAACAGUCUGUAGAAUGUCACUCAAAACGCAAUAUAAGAAAUAGUUCUUUAACAUUGUCUCCUGUUCAAAAGGAUGCUGCAGGGUCUCCUCUUCAGAAUUCACCUGUCUGUCUUCAAUCUUACAACCUGGGGUCUUCUCCUGCAAUACCUCCUUUAGCUUCCCCUUCUUGGACUAAAACUCAGCCACCUCCUGUUCAGUCUACUUCCAGACAGCACAGUUCCACAACUAACACUCCAGCAUGUCAACCUUUUAUCACACAUUCAGAGCCAUCCGUAAGUCCCUCAGCUGUGCUCAGUGAUACCUCUGCUGAAGUGGUCCACACUAUUUCACUCAUAUCUCCAGACAGAGAGGAAGAUCCUGAAGCAGACUUGUUCACCCAGCAUAGCCCUAUGCCUCUCGAUGAUAGCUAUGACCGUAUAUUUUCAGAGACAUGUGGGGAGUAUGUAGAGCCUUCAGGACUUUGCGAAUCAAGCUCUCGCAUGCAUGUAGACACCCCAUCCCAUGAGCUACCUGUACUUACAAGCUCACCUUCUGUUAUUCAACGUCCUACUCUUCCAGAGCUUGGAUCUCCAGCUAACAUCCAGCAGCAAACACGGUCCUUUCUAGGACAGUCCUCUUUAUCAGCUCCUGAGAAUGGAAAUUCCCCAGCCUCCAUUUGUAAAGAUUCUAAACAUAGUGAACCUACACAGAAUUCCAGCAAGGUUUCCUCUACAGCUGUGUCCGAUGAGCAAGACAUUAUCUUGAUCCUGUCAUCUGAUGAAGAGACAGAGAACAGUGCUCAAACUGCUGAAGGUAAAGCUCAUAGCAAUAGGUCUGGCAUUUUCACGAGCAUUAAAGAAUCUCCUGUUAGCUUCAGUAUUAGAAAAAACAGUGAAGGAAAUUCACUCCUGGAUAAAAGCAGUAGUUCAGAAAUGUCUUGGUUGGUACCUGCUACGCCUAUGCCACAUUUAACAGGGACAGGAGUUUCCCUGCUCCAAGCAUCACAUGUAGUGCAAUCACCAAAAACAUCCAAAGCAGGCAACCAUGAUGAUUCUCGUCAUAGCUUGGUGUCACCAACUCAGAGAAACACAUCUCUCGUGACUUUGAACAGAACCCAGACAUCUUCAUUUGCUAAUCGACCCCCAUACCCAAACACCCCUGAAAAGAUUGCAGGGUCCAGCACUAGCACAGGUAGCAAGAUUUCCUGUGUCCGCUCUUCGCCAGUAUCAUCCAUUGCUAGCAGUACUGUGUUUGAAGUUGUGGACAGUGAAGAGGAGGGGCCGAUGGCUGAGCCCCAGGCUGACACCAGUGCUUGCAGCUUCCAGAUGGAUUACGAUGAACCACCCAUUCCCAUUGAAGAUGAUUUGUGGAUAAACGCACAGGAGAGUCCAACAAGGCCUUACUUUUCACCAGAAAACGCUGCUUCUUUGCACAUCAAUGUAACACCAGCCAAGACCCCAGCACCCUCCCACAGGAUGUCUGCACUACAGGAAAGAGACAGUGAGCCUGAUAAAUGUGAGGACUCUCCUUGCACUACAGCUUCUCAGAGCAAACAAUCAAGUUAUCUCAACUCCAAGCUGUGGGAUGAGUGGGAGGACGAAGAGCCUGAACUGCCUGCUGUUCUGCCAUUGUCUCAGCGUCUAAGCAAAGUCCCAGAUGUGCAGAAGUUGCUCAGGACCCCAGUCUCUAUUGUGCGCAAGAGAGAGUUGGCACCAAAGGUUGCUAUCACUCCACUACCGGAUUAUUCGGACAUGGACACCCCAGUCUUAAAGAAGGAAUUAAACAGAUACGGAGUGAGAGCCCUUCCUAAGAAGCAGAUGGUGCUGAAACUGAAAGAAAUAUUCAGCUACACACAUCAAGUCAUGAGCUCUGAUUCUGAAGAUGACAUCCCCUCAUCACAGCCUGGCCGAAAAAUAAACAGUGCAAUCCAGGGGCAGAGUCUGCCUGCAUCCAGCGCUCCUGCCACCGCUACAACCUCCAGCAUUUCCCUGACACAGACAGGGAAGAGGACAACAACUGUAUGUGCAGCACAGGAAACCGAGAGUGGGGAUGAUCAGCCACCAACAGCGUCACAGGAAUCUACAACCUCUUCUGUGGCUGCAAGUGACACCUCCUCUAUAUCCCACAGUUCCAACACCAAUGAGUUUGAAACCGCAUUUGCAGAUGAAGACGAUGAGGAGUUGGUGCCAGCUUCUCAAGCAGCCAACAAAGAGGCACUGACAGCCGAGGCAGUGAGAAAGUUUAUAGAAGAUCACCCUGAUUUACAUAAACGUAUCUUGCUCUACCAGCCUCUGGACCUGGCAGCCCUUCACUCCGAACUUAAACAGAAUGGGAUUAAGAUAGCUGCUGGGAAGCUAUUGGACUUUCUCGAUGCGCACUGUAUAACUUUUACAACUGCAACAACACGGAAAGAAAAGAAGAGUCGCGGAAGGAGGAAAGCAGGAAAACGAUAUUGA